AUGAUAAGGUACCCUCGUUCUUUGAAAGUGCUACGAAACUUUCAAAGAUCUUAUAAAGUCUUAGCUAUAGAAACUUCCUGUGAUGAUACUUGUGUGGCCCUCAUAGACCGUCCAGAUGUCAAUAGUCCUCCAACUCUUGUAUCACAUCAACGAGAAUCACUUGCAUCAGUAAUAGAGGACGGAGGAAUCAUUCCUACAAAAGCCCAUGUACUUCACCAACAGCGUCUUGGGAAAUUAGUGAAAAAAACCAUAGAUGAGUUUGGUAAUCCCCAAAUAGAUCUUGUUUGUGCCACCCGCGGCCCCGGGAUGCCUGGAAGUUUGAGUGUGGGCUACGAGUUCGCCAAAGGAUUGAGUAUCGGAUGGAAUGUGCCUAUUGUUGGAGUUCACCACAUGUUGGGCCAUUUAUUAAUCCCACGGAUGAUUUCAAAUGGCCAGCUGCCUAGUUUCCCAUGUGUCAGUUUAUUGGCCAGUGGGGGACAUACGAUAUUGGUAUAUUCUGAAAGCGUGUUGAAGCACGAGAUCAUUGGUGAAACCAUUGACAUUGCUGCGGGUGAUGCCAUUGAUAAAUGUGCUAAGUAUAUUGGCAUCAGAGGCCAGAUGAUGGGGAAGGAACUUGAAAAGUUUGUAUUUGGUGAUGAUAAAGACACAAGCAUGCAUGAGAUGGUACAAAAUUAUACACAAUUGCUGAUGGACCCACAUUUAGCACCAGUCGAUCUACCAAACCCAUUGAAGGCGACUCCUAAAAGUGUCAAAGUGACAAAGUAUUCCUAUUCUCCGUUUAUCACGCAAAUGAAGAAUGCUAGUGAAAAGUAUUAUCAUGGAGACAUUCAAAAUGUCGCAGUGGACAUCAAGAAGAUACUCGGGUUCGAAAUUCAGGAUGCGAUUUUUGGCCACACAAUCUAUCGAACGAAAAUUGCCUUGAAUAACCACAAAGAAAAGAUUGCCAACGCCAAGGAUUUUGUGUGCUCCGGGGGUGUUGGAUCAAACAAGUUCUUACGGUACUUGCUCGCCACGGAACUCAAAAACCAGUUCCAGAGAUUCCAUUUCCCCGACCCAUCGCUAUGUACUGACAAUGCGGUGAUGAUCGGAUGGGCCGGAAUCGAAUUGUUUGAGAAAGAAGGGUUGACGACCGAUUUGGAAGGUAUUUCUCAGCGGAAAUGGCCAUUGAGCAACAUUUUGGACGGGGCUGAUUGCUGGGUGAAAAGCAAACAAAACAAACCUCCUAUUUGA
Molecule: messenger RNA, 1230 nt
Organism: Saccharomycopsis crataegensis
Lineage: Eukaryota; Fungi; Ascomycota; Saccharomycetes; Ascoideales; Saccharomycopsidaceae
Gene: QRI7
Product: putative N(6)-L-threonylcarbamoyladenine synthase
Exons: 1
Coding region: 1-1230 (409 amino acids)
Biological process (GO): mitochondrial tRNA threonylcarbamoyladenosine modification
Cellular component (GO): mitochondrion
Source: RefSeq, a predicted model, not a curated record